ACACACAAAAAAGGCUUCAGCCGGUUCUAGACGGACGAGAUAUAGAAGCAUCCAGUAACCGGAGUGCGGACUUUCCGCCUGUUCAGUCGACUAUUAUUGCGAGUCGUGGACGCCCACACGGUCGCUGUUCUCUUGCGAACGAAAACAACAGAAUCAGUGCUUCAUUUUCCAUUGAUUGAAAAAGAAAACACUUGAACAUCUUCUCUCAAGUUUCGGUCGUCUUUCUUUUUUUUUUAAUUGUCUCCGAUCCGAUUUCUCUUUUGAAAACCCAAAUCGUGAUUUUGUUUCGUGGCGUGCCUUCACGUCGUCCUUUUCUUUUCGUUGUUCACUCACUCUCAGCAGCGAUCUUCGAGAGCUUUCAUUCAAUUAAUGGCCGUCAUGAGUGUCGGCGAGUUGAGCGUGACCCUGCAACGCGAUGGAUGCAAGGAACCAUUCGGCUUCCGUCUCCGAGGAGGCACCGAUAUCCGAGAGGCUUUCAUCAUCAAAAGGGUGGCUGUGGGUAGCGAACUGCGCCGGGGUGAUGUUUUGACGAAAAUCAACGGUCAUCCUUGCUCCAUGAUGACUCAUCGUGAAGCUGCUGAAAUGAUUAAGAAUGCCGGCACUACAAUCAACGUCUGCGUUCACCGAGCUGGCCUGCCUCUUGCGCAACAGCCACGCCCGGUCGCUUCGGCUCCCGUUGUUGAACCAGCCGCCGUUAGUCAAAAAGCGCCGACUCUACCGGGAGUUUCAAAUACUCGGAAAAUUUCCGAGAUUAUGCUAAGUCCUGUUGAAAAUCUUCCCGUCACUGUGUUCCCAAGUUCAGCAAUCAACGAAUUCAACAAACAAGUAGAAGAGAUGGAUCGCGACCGCGAAAGAAUCGUCGUCACGCACCAGCCGUACAGGACGACCCCGCUGGUACUGCCUGGUGCGAAAGCUGGACGUGACAAUGCCACUGCGACGCAGAGCUAUUUGGCACUGCAAACGCAACAGAAUGCUAUGCUGUGGAACACUCCCGGAGCUCCGUUUCAGUCGCAAUCCAGCGCCCAUUCGUCCUCUAACGACGCCGUCCUCAAGCAAAAGGAUCAGGAAUAUAAGGCGAUAUUUGAAAAGGUGUUUGAACCGACCAAAGGCUGGCGUGUGGAUAACGAACAUCAGUUGGAGGCUGCUGCCGCCAUGGUACAGAGGAAAAUGGCUGCUGUUAACGAACCGGCCGGCCAGACUGCCGUGAUUCACGAAGCUGGUGAUGCCCCACCUAAACAAGAAUUGGUGCAUAAGCAGUUUAAUUCACCUCUAGGCCUUUACUCGAAUGAGAAUGUCCAGGAGGUACUGGCCCAACAGACCGGAAUCAUCCCGCCCAAUCCUGCUCGUAAAUUGGAUAUGAAGAAUUCAGAAACAUUACGCGCGUUGAUGGAAGAGAACGAGAAGAACAACAAGGCAUCAGCCGUUCGUGACAGUCGCGGACUUAAAGAAGUUCGACCGGCUGCUCCCGUCAAAACGGUCGCUUCCAAUCCUCACUUCAAGGUCAAUGUGAUGGGCUUGGAGAAAGAAAAGAUCCAGCAAAGCUACAGCUUUAAACGAUUGAUGGCUGAUGUGCUGGGCGAGACGGAUUUUUAAAAGGACGUAAGGAUGCAGAAUUAAACGUGUAACACGCACCUACAUACGAAAUUGGAGAGAGUUUAAUUUUAAAACAUUGGUGCUAACGUCUCCCCAAAAAUUUCAAUUCGACGACAUGGAUGAUGAUUGAUGACGGACGAUGACGAGGAGCAUCGCGUUUUUCAUUUUUGAUCAAAAAAGAAAACUUCUAUUAAUGAAAGUCAUGUGUAUCUUGCCGCUUCUCAUAAUUAUCUGCAGUAUAUGUAAUAAGAACAACCAGAAAAAACCUAAAAAAAAAAGAAAACCUUUCACCUUGUGGCCACCCACUGCCCACCCUUUUCUUCUAUCACUCGUUACACGACAGCAAGAUCAUUCUAACUAAUUAACAAAUAAUCAAUUAAUGAAAUUCAUUCACCUGUCGCAAUAUUUUGUGCCAGUAGGAAACAACAGAAAAGUCUUUUAUUAUAUUGUUAUUCAUUCAACCUAUAUUUGUAUCAUUUCUCUUAUCACUGUAAAAAGAUACGGUUAGUGGCUUU
Messenger RNA from Daphnia carinata, 2108 nucleotides. RefSeq lists its product as uncharacterized. Gene Ontology annotation, biological process: muscle structure development; actin cytoskeleton organization. The coding region runs from base 370 to 1593 and encodes 407 amino acids. NCBI's taxonomy places the organism in Eukaryota, Metazoa, Arthropoda, Branchiopoda, Diplostraca, Daphniidae. Gene Ontology annotation, cellular component: stress fiber; filamentous actin; adherens junction. Gene Ontology annotation, molecular function: actin binding; muscle alpha-actinin binding. The transcript is spliced from 10 exons. The record is from RefSeq and is a predicted model, not a curated record.